Molecule: messenger RNA, 1102 nt
Organism: Vombatus ursinus (common wombat)
Lineage: Eukaryota; Metazoa; Chordata; Mammalia; Diprotodontia; Vombatidae
Gene: SCG5
Product: secretogranin V
Exons: 6
Coding region: 54-683 (209 amino acids)
Biological process (GO): regulation of hormone secretion; neuropeptide signaling pathway
Cellular component (GO): secretory granule
Molecular function (GO): enzyme regulator activity
Source: RefSeq, a predicted model, not a curated record
GGCAGACCCUCGCAGGAGUACCCCUCUUAGCUGCACGGGUGAGAAUAGACUCCAUGAUGCUGCCUGCUGUCUUAUACAAUGUGGUGUUUUGGCUGGCAUUAGGAUGGACUCAGUCAUCCGCUCAUAGUCCUCGGACCCCAGACCGAGUCUCAGAAGCAGAUAUUCAGAGGUUGCUCCAUGGGGUGAUGGAACAGCUGGGCAUUGCCAGGCCCCGUGUAGAAUAUCCGGCUCAUCAAGCUAUGAAUCUCGUGGGUCCACAGAGCAUUGAAGGUGGUGCCCAUGAAGGUCUGCAACAUUUGGGUCCAUAUGGUAACAUCCCUAACAUCGUGGCUGAGCUGACUGGUGACAACAUCCCCAAGGACUUCAGUGAGGACCAGGGCUAUCCAGAUCCUCCAAAUCCCUGCCCCGUUGGAAAAACAGUAGAUGAUGGAUGUCUGGAAAACUCCCCUGACACUGCAGAGUUCAGCCGAGAGUUCCAGCUGCAUCAACACCUUUUUGAUCCUGAACAUGACUAUCCUGGCUUGGGCAAAUGGAACAAGAAGCUUCUUUACGAAAAGAUGAAGGGUGGACAGAGACGGAGAAGGAGGAAUGUGAACCCCUAUCUGCAAGGGCAGAGACUGGACAAUGUGGUGGCAAAGAAGUCUGUGCCUCAUUUUUCUGACGAGGACAAGAAUGAAGAGUAAAGUGAAAAAGAUUGAAGAAAACAGAUGCAGCCCAUUAGAUCACAAUAUUGCUUACGUGUAUUGACUAUUAAAACCCUAGUGAAUGGCAGCAUGUUUAUUGUUUAUGUUAUUAUGGAUGAAAAGCAGCUGUAUUUAUGACAUUGUGUUGUCAUAGCUGAAGAAAAGAUAGCUCUGCUUUCUGUUAAAUUACGGUAAUAGGAGCUUUUGGGUUAUUUUGUUUCAGGCCUGGAGUGAGCUUCAAAAUUAAAGUGAUUUUGAUAGCUAGUGUAUAUGUCUACAGUCAUAAAAAGCAAGACCAUAAAAUUUACUCAGUUUGGUUGUAGUUUAAAUGGUAUUUGGGGCUCUAGUUUGAUACCUAUUACUGUAAAAGGCAGAGUUUGAUUUUGAUUGUUUAGUUCACCAAGCCCUUGGGCAUUGUU